Messenger RNA from Ananas comosus (pineapple), 3952 nucleotides. Its product is annotated as disease resistance protein RGA2-like. NCBI's taxonomy places the organism in Eukaryota, Viridiplantae, Streptophyta, Magnoliopsida, Poales, Bromeliaceae. The transcript is spliced from 2 exons. The record is from RefSeq and is a predicted model, not a curated record. The coding region runs from base 207 to 3917 and encodes 1236 amino acids. Gene Ontology annotation, molecular function: ADP binding. Gene Ontology annotation, biological process: defense response to other organism.
GCUUAAUUAUUAUUUGCUAAUUUUCCUACAUCUCAGACCGACAAAGCAUCAAUGUUAGAUGAGGCUAUUGGAUACUUGAAAUCUCUUCAACUUCAGGUUCAGAUGAUGUGGAUGGGUAGCGGAAUGGCGCAAAUGAUGUUCCCCGGUGUCCAUCAAUAAAAUUUGAGGAAGAAGUAGAGAGAGCUAGAGCUACACAGGAAACUAACAUGGCUUUGGCCUUGGCGGGUCAGUCCGCGGCGUCGGUCGUAAUCGAGAAGCUGAUCAGCACGGCCGUAUCCUACGUGGGGGAGCGCGGCGCCGGGCUGAGCGACGUGCAGAAGGAGAUCCAGAGGCUUCGUCAGGCUUUUCCACGGAUUCGAGCGAUCUUGACUUUCGUCGAGGAGGGGCAGACUGUCACUACGAAGCAAAACGAGGGGCUGGACGCCUGGCUGUGGCAACUCAGAGAUGCUGUCGAUCAGGCGGAGGAUGUGCUUGAUGAGAUGGAGUACUACAAGCUGGAGAAGGCAGUGCAGGCUGGAGAUAACAAAGUACGACAAGGUACUGAACUCAACUUGAAGAGAAAGUUUACUGAGUUUGCUAACAAUAUCUUUGGAAAUGACGACACCUUGAAGAGGUUGAGGGAGGCCGUGAAGGCGUUAGAUCAUGUUGCUGCUGGUAGUGAACCUUUACUUCAGCUUGUUACGCAGCUAUACAAUUCGGAUGUUAAGCGUCAAAGGGAAGAUGAGAUACGAAAUGCCCGUGAGACUAGCUCCUUCUUAACUGAGGAUACAAUUUGCGGCCGGGACACGGAGAAGGAAAGGAUAGUUGAAUGGUUGACAAAACCGGCAAGCGAUGAGCCGGAGAAUAUUGCUUCUGCAACUGUCGGAGAGGUCUCGGCUUUUGCGAUCGUUGGCAUGGGUGGGUUGGGAAAAACCACUCUCGCGCAGUUCAUCUACCACGAUGAAAAAGUGCGGCGGUGCUUCGACUUGGUUUUGUGGGUGUGUGUUUCCGAUCAAUUUGAUGUGGCUAUGCUGACAAGAAAGAUCUUGGAAGCGGCGAAGGUUCGGGAUAGCCUUGGCGACAAGAGCCUUAAUACAAUUCAAGAGAUUCUUAAAGAAAAGCUGAUCUCCAAGAAGUUUCUUCUUGUACUAGACGAUGUAUGGGCUGAUAAUAAAAUUCUUCAAUGGAAGAACUUGGUGAGUCCUUUAAAAUUUGGACGACAUGGAAGCAAGAUUCUGUUGACAACUCGAAUGGAUUCAGUGGCGGACACGGUGGCCAGUGUUCUACGAUGUAAAAAAGAAUCUUUAAAAUUAAGUGGGUUAGAAAAAGCUGAUUUUAUGCAUCUUUUCAAUACGCAUGCAUUUGCUGGAACGAAUAUUGAUGAUCACGGAAACUUAAAAUUGAUCGGUGAGCAAAUAGCAAAGAAGCUUGGGGGAUGCCCAUUGGCAGCAAAAAUUUUGGGCGGAUGUUUGAACUCUUGCAUGGAUGAAAAAUACUGGACAAGAAUUUUGAAUGAAAAUUUUCUAAAUUUGCAAGAAAGUGAGGACAACAUUAUGAUGAUUCUGAGAUUGAGCUAUCAUCAUCUGCCGACAAGCUUGCAAAUUUGCUUUAGAUACUGCAGUAUAUUUCCUAAGGAUCAUGUGUUUCGAAAGAAUAAGCUUGUCCAUAUGUGGAUAGGUUCUGGGUUAAUCAAGCGACCAAUACGUGAAAAGCGAAGUUUAGAGGAUAUAGGAGAGGAGUAUUUAAACCAUCUGGCAAGAAAAUCCCUUUUUGAUGUCAAACUAAGCGAGGAAGGUUAUGUCAUGCAUGAUCUGUUGCAUGAUCUAGCUCAGCUUGUCUCUUCAGGGGAAUGUUUGGGAAUUGAAGAUGAUGGUUCUAGAGAUAUUCCCGAAACAAUCCGCCACUUAUAUGUCAACAGGGUACCUGUCAACAAGGUAAACCCUCUUAUGAUCUCCCAUCUCAAGAACUUACGCACCCUUAUUAUUCAUUUAAACAAGAGUUUCACUGCAGUAGAUUUUAAUAAGGUUCUAAAAGAUUUAAAAAGCUUACGCUUUCUACGAGUGACCGCAGCUGCUGACUAUAAGUUUCCAGAUGAAGUUGGUAAACUCAUUCACCUCCGCUACCUCUCCCUCUUCCUCUUCCUCUCUUCAAGGAGUGACAGAGAAAAUGAGAUAUUUAUUCUACCUCAAUCUGUGUAUAGACUCUAUCACCUAGAAGUAAUGCAGCUUCAGGCAGAGAAAGAUCUUUUGAUACUGGAUGGAAUGGACAAGAUUCCUUGGAUUUGCAAAUUCAAAGCAAUUCAGGAGUUAGACCAUUUCCGUGUCCAUCAAUUAAAAAACCUGCAAAGCCUCCGAGAAUUAGGCAUUAGUAGUCUGGAAAAUGUAACGAGUCCCGAAGAGGCUGCAGAUGCCAACUUGAUUGAGAGAAAAAAUCUUUAUAAAUUGUCACUCCGUUGGUCUAGGAAUCGCUCUGGUGGUCUAGAGGUAGAUGAGCCACUUCUUGAUAAUUUAAGACCACAUACCAAUCUCAAGAAACUAGAAAUUGAAGGAUAUGCCGGAGUUAGAUCUCCAUGUUGGAUGACGGAGAAAUCUUCUCUUUCUAUUAUAAGGUCUAUCACACUAUCCAACUGUGAGAGAUGGGAGAACCUCCCACCUUUUGGGCAACUUCCUUUGCUCGAGUUUCUUUAUUUAGAAAGCAUGCAGGCUGUAAAGAAAUUAUGUUGUCCAAGAAGUGUUGGUGGUUGCGCCUUUCCAUCACUACAGAAGCUAUACUUGCACAGCAUGCCGGACUUGGAGUUGUUCGAAGGCGAGCACAUGUUCCCUCUGCUUAAUGAAUUGGAAAUACGUUCUUGUCCUAGCUUGAAGGGUUUGCCUGCUUUGCCUCUUACUCUAAGUCGACUGGUUAUUUGGAAGGCCGGAUUGACUUCUCUUCCGAUGAUGCAACAAGAUUGCAGUAGCGGCCAAGGACGAGCAUCGUGCUCAUCAUCAUCGCAUCCUGCACUUUUUAAACUAAGCAUUUGUGAGUGCCCAAACCUCACAUCUCUAGAUGGAUUCAUGUUACAACAACAAUGUUUUCCAGCCUUGAAGAGUUUAUACAUUGUUGGAUGUGAAAAUCUAAGGCAUUUGCCGGAAAAAUUCUUCCAAAAACUUCCCUCCCUCAAGGAUUUGGCUAUAAUAAUGUGUCCCAAUCUCACGACACACGGGAUUCUAGACGAUCGAUUGCCCGAGACACUUCGACAACUCGCCCUUGUAUCAAACGACGAUUUCGAUUUGCCGCUACUGGAGUCAUUGCCAAAAUCGAACAAUCUACACUCCUUGGAUAUUAGUGGAUGUGCAAGCAUGACGUCCCUUCUUCCUACGGCGGAAGUUUUUCCAAGGUUGUCGGAACUCCGCAUCUGGAACUGUAAAGAGCUGUCGUCAUUGGAUGGGCUACAAGCUCUCCUCCCGCUCAAAACCUUGCGGAUUGCAGGAUGCGACAAGCUCGUCGAACUUUCACUGUUGCAACCACCAUUAGGCCUCACUAAUACCAGCCCCACAGAUUUGGUGCUUCGUGAUCUUGAUAUCGACCGGCCAGCUCUGUUGCGCGUCGAACCAUUGAGAAACCUCAACAACUCUGUUAGCUCUCUCAGUAUAAGUGACGGUACCGAACUCACAUCCCUCGACGAGCAAUGGCUGUUGCAAAACCGAAACUCCCUUCAACGCUUAGUAAUUGAAAAGGCCUCGUCUCUUGAAUCCUUACCGCCCAGUAUGAUAGAUCUUCAAUCCCUGCAUGAUUUGGAGAUACACGAUGCUCGUUUGCUGCGAUCGAUUCCAGAACUGCCCGCCUCAAUGAAAAAUCUAAAAAUUAGCGGCUGUCGCCCCGAAUUGAAGGAGUACAUUGAAGGCUCUGGAAAAUUCGCCAAUAUUCCUUCGGUGGAGGUUAUUGAAAAAUCUUCUUAAGAAAAAGAUCGGGUAUGCCCCAUCUCUUUAACGUC